AUGGAGAAUAAAGACACAGCAAUGGCUUUGAUUCGACAUUAUUGCAAUGAAAAAUAUUUCAAUCAUGUUGCUAAUGCCACAGCAACUGCACAGAAAAAGUUUCGAAAUGAGCCGGUCUUCAGUGUCUUCCGCGCAUAUGGCGCUUUGAUGCAAGGUCAAGUUCGACAAGCUGCAGCUGAGUUGGACACGAUAAAAGAUCGAUCAGAUGUGUCUCUCUGCUCUCUCAUGGCACUCAUCUACGCUGAGAAAAAAAAGACGACACCAGAUAGAGAAGUUAUUCGCGAGCUUGAAACUAAAAUGAGAGAGGAUCGCAAAAGUGCAUCUCCCCAGAGUCUUUACUAUGCAGGGAUGUUUCUUUGGCUAUUGGGUCGAAAUGAUAAAGCGAGGGAAUACACGGAACGAAUGAUCAAACUCACCAAUAACACCAAAGAGGGGAUAAUUCUGAAAGCAUGGAUAGAUGUGACGUGUGGGAAAGAUGACUAUGUCAGAAAAGCUGGGAAAUUAUUUGAUGAAGGCCUGAAAGAUGGAGCAGAUGUUUUUGCUCUAAUGGGAAAGGCACAAUACUUUGAAAAUUGCCAAAACUACUCAGAAGCAUUAGGAGUGGUUAAUAAGGUCAUUGCCAGUUUCCCUGGGUUCUUACCAGCGCUUAUUAAGAAGAUGACACUUUUUUUAAAUCUCCAAGACUGGGAACAAACCACGGAGGCAGCAGUAAGAGUUCUGCAAAUGGAUGCAAAUAAUCUGAAUGCUCUACAUCUUCUAACUCUGCAUUCAUUAUGUAUAAAUGGAGAUAUGACUGAGUCAAUUACACAUCUCACCAACCUCAUUAAAAGUCUGGAGGUGCAAGAACCACACAACCCUGAACUCGCUUACAGGAUGUCUCUGGCAUUCAGUCGAGUCUGUGGACGAAAUGAGAUGGUGCUUGAGCAGGUGUUCAAAAUAGUGGAAAAAGCAUUCAGCGAGAUGCAAGGAAGCUCAGAUUUCGCGGCAGAGUUGGGCUAUCUCAUGCUUCUUCAGGGGAAAAUCAAGGAGGCUGUGAAGUGGUACAAGACAGCCAUGACAUUGGAUGAGAUGAGCCUCACUGCACUCACUGGUAUAAUUUGGUGCCAACUGAUUGAGGGUUGCGUUGAGGAAGCUGAGAAAGAUUUGGAAUUUUUGACGGAGGUUCAACAGACCACUGGAAAAUCAGGGGAAAUCCUGUACUUGCUUGCGCUGGUAGCAAUUAAAAAGCGCCGUCCCCAAGAAGAGAUAACCAAGCUUCUAAAAGAUGCAGUAGAAACCCACUUUUCCACUCUCCAAGGUCUGCCUUUAACUGUGGGGUACUUUCAGAAGAUGAACCCUGACUUCCUCUUACAGAUUGUCAAGGAGUAUCUUGCUCUGUGUCCUUCUAAGCCUUCAGGUCAGGGCCAGUCUUUUGCCCCACAGCUCAGGCACUGUGCUUCCUUGUUGGAUACAGUUGUCAGGGUUGUUCCAGGUCUCCUUCAAGGGGUCUUCUUGCAAGCCAAAGUCAGAUAUCAGUCUGGUAAUGUGGAUGCUGCUCAGAACAGUCUACAACACUGCUUGGAACAAUGUCCUUCGCAUACAGAUGCUCAUCUGCUCAUGGCACAGAUCCACUUGUUGCGGGGUAAUUUCACUUUGUGUUUCCAGUCGCUUGAACUCUGCCUCAGCCAUAACUUUGAGAUUAGAGAGCAUCCAUUGUACCUCCUGAUCAAGGCUCAAGCUAAGAAGAAAAUGGGUGAGCUGACAGAAGCCAUUCAGAUUUUGCAAUUGGCAAUGAAUCUUCCAGGUGUCUACAAGGCUGAAUCCUUAACCAUGUCCAAAAACAAAAUCGUACUGAGUUCUGCAGAUUGUGUCUGUGUCUUCUUGGAAUUAGCUGAGGCUUUGCGGCUCAGUGAUAAACAGCAAGAAGCAGCCAGUGUAAUGCAGGAUGCAAUCAAUAAAUUCUCUGGUACUCCUGAAGAGCUCCGAGUCACUAUUGCAAAUGUAGAUCUAGCGUUGUCACAAGGUGACACAGAGUUGGCACUGAAUAUGCUGAGAAACAUUACACCUGAGCAGCUCUACUACAUUCAAGCUAAGGAGAAAAUGGCAGAUAUUUUCCUGAAUCACAAAAAAGAUAAGCGUCUGUAUGUAAGCUGUUACAGGGAAAUAGUUGACAAGAUACCCAGUCCUCACACAUACGUCUUACUUGGAGAAGCUUACAUGCACAUUUUAGAGCCAGAGAAAGCCAUUGAGGUUUAUGAGCAUGCUUUGGAGAAAACACCGGAAGAUGGAGCUCUAGUGAGCAAGUUUGGCAAAUUUCUGAUCAAGACUCAUUACUUUGACAAAGCAUUACAUUACUAUGAGGCUGCAUUGAAGACCGGACAUCAGAACUUUCUUCGCUAUGACCUGGCCGAGUUGCUGAUGAAGAUGAAACAGUAUGAACGUUGUGAGAGUGUUCUUCAUGAUGCUCUGUCUCAUAAGCCAGUGAAUGGACUAGGUGCACUCUCAGAUGAUUGUCGUUGCUUGAUGUUGCUGGCAAAGGUCCAAAAUAGGGUUGACAAAGCUGAAGAGGCUUUAAUAUCACUACAAAGGGCACGGGACGUUCAGGCCAGAGUGCUGAAGCGGGUGCAAUUGGAGCAGCCAGACAGCUUCGACGUACAGAAGCAACUUGCUGCCAAGAUCUGCACUGAGAUCGCUCAACACUACACCAGUCAGAGGGUCUACGACAAAGCAAUCGAGUUUUAUAAAGAAUCCCUUAGCCAUUGUGAGACUGAUCAUAAGGUGAUGCUGGAGUUGGCCCAGGUAUUCUUCAUUUUAGAUGAUAUUGAUGCAUGUCAGGAACAGUGCAGCGUUGUCUUGAGGAAUGACCACUUUAAUAAAGAUGCAACUCUGAUGAUGGCUAAUCUUAUGUUCAGGAGAAAAAAUGACGAGCAAGCACUUUUCCAUUAUAGGCAACUCUUGGAGUGCAAUCCAGAUGACUUCUCAACCGUAUCACGUCUCAUUGACUUGUUGAAGAAGGCAGGGAAGUUAGAUGAGAUGCCCAGAUUUUUUGAAAGGUUAGAAAACAAUUCUACCAGGCUUGCAUUCGACCCUGGGUUUCACUACUGUAAAGGACUUUAUUUUUGGUACACCGGACAACCGAAUGCUGCCCUGCAUCACUUCAACCAGGCUAGAAAAGACACAAAGUUGGGUCAAAAUGCUGUUCAUAAAAUGAUUGAAAUCUACCUUAAUUUCAACAAUGACAUUAUGGGAGUGGAAAUAUCUAACCUAGAUCUUAGAUUUGGCAGCACUACAGAGAAGCAGGAGAUGGAGAGGAUUUCUGUGACAACAGCUCAUCAGCUCUUGAAGGAGAUAAAGCCAGAAACACCUGAAGGACAUUUAAAGCUUCACAUACUGGAGAACUACUGCUUACUGGCCACUAAACAGGAAGUCAAUAUAAAAAAAGCCCAUUCUGUUUUCACAGAACUCGCAACGAAUGUAAAAGGACGCGUACCAGCACUACUAGGCAUCGCAACAGCUUCAAUGAUGUUGAAACAAAUGCCUCAAGCUAGAAACCAACUAAAACACAUAACAAAGAUGAUAUGGAAUAUUGUUGAUGCAGAGGAGUUUGAAAAGAGUUGGCUCCUCCUGGCGAACAUUUACAUUCAUUCGGGGAAGUAUGACUUGGCAGAUGACCUCCUCAAGAGAUGCCUCAACCAUAACAAGUCAUGCUGUAAGGCUUAUGAGUAUCGGGGUUUCAUUAUGGAAAAUGAGCAAGCAUUCUGUGAUGCAGCAUUCAACUAUAAACUGGCUUGGAAGUACGGAAAUCAAUUCAACCCAACUGUUGGAUACAAACUUGCCUUGAACUAUUUAAAAGCAAAACAGAAUUUUGAUGCCAUAGAUGUGUGCCAUAAGGUGCUUGCUACUCAUCCCAAUUUUUCAAAAAUUAGAAUUGACAUCUUGGACAAAGCGUGUGCUGCGUUAAGGCCAUAG
Messenger RNA from Nerophis lumbriciformis (worm pipefish), 3948 nucleotides. NCBI's taxonomy places the organism in Eukaryota, Metazoa, Chordata, Actinopteri, Syngnathiformes, Syngnathidae. The record is from RefSeq and is a predicted model, not a curated record.